GAAAACACCUGAGAUUGAUUUUCAUCCCUUUACCAUGUGCUUCUAAUGCCUGUUCCCUGCGAACCGUUGGACAGCGAACGCUUUUUCGCUCUUAUAACUAUAUAGCGCAGCAGUGGGAAGGAAAGAAGUUAGGAAAGAUUCCACCUUUCUCUGGACAUUGGAAGCCAGCCCCAUCCAUGGCUCUGCAGGUCUUGGGAAUCACUCUUUCAAUGAUUGGCUUUGCAGGAACCAUCAUCAUCUGCGCUCUGCCCAUGUGGAAGGUAACCGCCUUCAUCGGCACAAACAUUGUGGUGGCACAGGUCUUCUGGGAAGGAUUGUGGAUGACGUGUGUGUACGAGCGCAUUGGCCAGAUGCAGUGUAAACUGUACGAUGCCCUGCUGGAUUUGGAUCCUUCCCUUCAGGCGUCUCGUGGGCUAAUGGUGACCACCAUGGCUUUGGCCUGCUUGGCUUUCCUAAUUUUUCUGGUUGGGGCUGAUUGCACCAACUGCCUAAGUAACCCACGCGCCAAAGCGCGGAUUGUGGUGGUAUCUGGGAUUACCUUUAUGCUUUCUGGACUGACUACUGUGGUGCCUGUGUCCUGGACAGCCGACUCCAUUAUAAGAGACUUCCAUAAUCCCAUAGUGCAUGAAGCACUUAAGAGAGAGAUGGGAGCAGCCCUGUAUGUGGGCUGGGUGACAGCGGGCCUUCUGUUCGUUGGGGGAGCCGUUCUCUGCACCAGCUGCCCACCAGAGCGGGACAACUAUUCCCCUAGAUACACCUUAACAAAAUCUGACACCCACAGUGGCUACGCCAUAAAGAACUACGUCUGAUAUACAGCACAUGCCUCUGAGUAAAGCGGACAUAAUGUACAAGUGCUAAACGAAACACUUCAUCAGAUCCUGAAGAAUUGCAUAUUAAGAAAAGUGAAAUUUUAAGUGAUUAAACAUCUCUCUCUCUCUCUUAACCUUUUUUGAUUUUCAUAUGUUUGUUCUUCUGUUACAUUCAGAACAUUAGAUUACACAUUUCAGCAUGUGUGUUUGAAUAUUUUGUGAGUAUGUGUGUUCAGGUUUUACCUACUGUACUGUACAUUACGAGGACAGUAAAAAUCCAGAAUAGGAGUAAAACAAUAGAAAUCACAAACAAAUGUGUGUUUCUUUGCGAGUGUGUGGGAAAAGAGAGAGUGAGAAAAAAGACUACAGUGGUUAAUUAUAUAUAUAUAUAUAUAUACAGUGCCGCUGCUAGCCAUUUUGGUGCCCUAAGCAUAAUUCCUUUAUGAUGCCACCCACCCCCCCCCCCCCCCCCCCCCUCCU
Messenger RNA from Pimephales promelas (fathead minnow), 1289 nucleotides. RefSeq names its product claudin j (gene cldnj). Gene Ontology annotation, molecular function: structural molecule activity. The record is from RefSeq and is a predicted model, not a curated record. NCBI's taxonomy places the organism in Eukaryota, Metazoa, Chordata, Actinopteri, Cypriniformes, Leuciscidae. Gene Ontology annotation, cellular component: membrane; bicellular tight junction.